This is a messenger RNA of Telopea speciosissima, 749 nucleotides long. RefSeq lists its product as uncharacterized. Lineage: Eukaryota; Viridiplantae; Streptophyta; Magnoliopsida; Proteales; Proteaceae. The transcript has 3 exons. Bases 164 to 706 code for a protein of 180 amino acids. The record is from RefSeq and is a predicted model, not a curated record.
GUAAUCGGUUUAGAUGGGUUGUUCAACUUGCAGAUCUUAAAGAUCUUAACUUUGGUGAAUAGAUUCGCGUUUCUUGUUGUUAGAUCCAUAACUCUUUUAUCUAAAUUUUGAAUCUUGUUUCGUUUUAUAGGCGUUCGGCUUUGGAUCUUAAACAGCUGCAGAGAUGAACUAUUGCGGAUACCAGCAGAACACCUUUACGACCUACGAAGACUUGAGGAGCGCCGUUCCCGUCUCCGAUAGGAAAGAUGUGGUUGUUUGCCCUAAACCUAGGCGACUCUGUGGCUUCAACCAUGUCGUUCACGACCCUAGGCCUUUGAGAUGGCAGUUAAGUCAUCAAGCGGAACUGUGCGAUUCCAAGGCAGGGUCGGAACUUCUUGAUCUUAUCCUCACAAAGGGUGUGUAUGGUGCUGAACAGUCGUCGUCCGCCACUCAGUUGGCCUCGUCGCCCCCUUUUUUCAGUGGGUCACCGCCGAGCAGGGCUACCAACCCAUUAAUCCAAGAUGCCCGUUUUGGGGACGAGAAGCUAACCUCGUUAUCACCACUGCAAGGCUCAGUUCCUUCAGGACUUUCGUCGUCACCAUCAUCAUCCCGUAAGGGAGGUUGUGCACGCAUGAAAUUUGGGCAUAAACCAGCUGCUGUGAGAAUUGAGGGGUUCGAUUGCCUUGACAGGGAUAGGAGAAACUGCAGCAUUCCUGCUGUAGCCUAAAAGUAAGAACCCCAUUCUUUCCCAAGUACAUAGAAGAGAUGCU